GCUCAAUAUACACAUCGUUUCUUCUCUGAACACUUUCUCAAACUCAAGCCCCUGUUAGGGUUUCUUCGUUUUUUCAUAGUUUUAUACUCAAUUUUUCUGAUUUUACAAGUUUAUGCUGUGUAAUCUUGUUAGUCAUCAGUUUUUUCAUUCAAGUUGUGAUAAAUUAUUUUGUUGUUAUAACUUCCCUUAAAAGCAGAUAAUUGUUUCAGAAGAUUUCUUGUACACAUUGUAAAUCUGUUCUUGGUUUGUUUAUAACUUUUAAGUCUAUCCUUUUCCAAAGAGGCUUGGCCAAAUAUUAUAAAUUCAUCGACCUUUAUAGUUCUUUAGCGCUUGAAAAUGGCUUCAUCACAACAGCCAACGACUAUUGAGGACCUCCAAGGAGAUGUUUUAUCAGAAAUAUUCAUCCGAUUAUUGGCAAAGCAGCUUGCUCAAAUGAGGUGUGUCUCUAAAUCUUGGAAUACUCACUUAUCUCAAUCAUCCUUCAUAAAAUUGCACCUCCAGUCUUCAAUCCGUAAUAACGAUGAUAUUCUCUUGUUUUUCAAAUACAAUUUUUCUUUCUGUGGUGGUCGACCUUUCACAGCAUGCCCCUCUCGAUCCCCCCAUCAUGAACUUACUGAUUUCAUUAAACUACCUGUUAAUCUCCAAUCUAGACAAACAUAUGGCAAUGUCAUUGGAUCUGUUAACGGAUUAAUAUGCUUUAGUUACGGAACUCUUCAUGAUUCCAAGUUUUACAUAUGGAACCCUUCUCUCUCUGCUGUGUUGACUCUCCCGCCAAGUUCAUUUCCCUUCCAUGAUACUGAUAUGGUUGGAAUUCCUCCUCGGUUUGGAUUUGAUCCCAAAUCAGAUGACUACAAAGUUGUUAAGAUUACAAGAGAUCACCAACCAGGCAGCACGUUAUUUCCAUUAUCUAAAAGAGUUGUAAUUGAUGUUGAUUUUGAAACUGUUGAAUACAAAGUUGAGGUGUAUAGCAUGAGAAAGGGUUUCUGGCAGUUAAUCCCUCAAAGGUUUCCAUCACAUAUCCAAAACUCAAUGUUUAUGCACUAUACUGAAUUUUGUGUAGAUGGACAUGAUGGUCAUGUUCAUUGGUUUAAUUUUGUUGAUUCACAGUGGAAGUCAAAAAAGAUAGUUGCAUUUGACUUGGCUGAAGAGACAUUCCGUGAGAUUCCUCUUCCAGAUUUUCCAAUAGAUGAUAGCAUGGAACGCUCUUUAGGUGUUUUGGGAGGAAAACUUUGUGUGAUGUUAGGUGUUAUGGAUGGUGGAUGUGAGGUAUGGGUGAUGAACGAUUAUGGUGUGGCUGAAUCAUGGGUCAAACAUUAUGUGUUUCCCCAGUUUGAUGGCGUUAUUAUUCCAUAUGGAUUUACAUUUCACAAUGAGUUUCUUUUUGAAAUUGCCAAUUACUAUGAUGAUGAUGAUGAUGAUCAUUGCUUAGGUUUGUAUGAUCCAAUUGCAGCCAAGACUAGAAGUUUUGAGGUUGGUUAUGGACUAUCUAAAGUUGUUGAGUAUGUUGACAGUCUUGUUUGGGUAACACCUGUGGAGCAUGAGAUGAGUUGUUGCAACAUCUCCCGAUUGAAAAUUUGAAGAGGUAUCAGUGGUCAGAUGGAUGGUCAAAAGGUCAAAAAAUGAGUUUCUUUUGUUGGUAUGAUGUGAAGGAUGUUGUGUUUUUGUUUGCUUCUUGUUGCUAUCUAUACAUAAAAGAUUUACAUAUACACCUAUUAGUUUUGUUUAGGGUUUGAUUUCUAUUUUAGUUUCCCAAAAGGUUUAAUCAGUUUCUAGCCUGUUGCAGUUCAUGGAAUCUAUUUCAUUUUUCUA
This is a messenger RNA of Lactuca sativa (garden lettuce), 1809 nucleotides long. RefSeq names its product F-box/kelch-repeat protein At3g06240. Gene Ontology annotation, molecular function: protein binding. NCBI's taxonomy places the organism in Eukaryota, Viridiplantae, Streptophyta, Magnoliopsida, Asterales, Asteraceae. The record is from RefSeq and is a predicted model, not a curated record.